GUGCUGCGGGAACUGGUGUGCAGUCGGGCCAGUGAUAAGAGAAAUAAAAGGCUUCUUUAAUGAAGCCUCCGCAAUAACAGUUUAGGCAUGUGGGAAAUGCGAUAGUUGAUUUUUUUUUUUUUGUGUGUGUGUCUGAUUAAACUGUGUGAGGGAGACGAGAAACUUGGAAGAUUACCGAGGGAAUGGCUAAGUUAAAGGGAGAAUUUGAUAUUUUUUUCAACAACAAAAAAACUUUUCAUCGGCAUGAAUAUGCUCUAAAACCAAACCUGACCUCCUUCGGAAUAUGUUCGGAAUGAGGAUUUCAGCCUUUCUCUCAUAUAAGCGACAGAUAUUUAACUUUUGAUGGAGCCUCCUUACAGAUUUUCAUCUGACCUAACAACGAAGUGGGAGUAGAGAGAAAGUUGGGACAUCCUAACACAAAAGUAAGUGUGUUCUUAAAGCGACAAUAUUUCUUUUUGUUGCUUCUCGCUGUCCUAACUCCAUCUCCAAGGUCUUAGUGGCUGCACUGAAGACCAGGACAAGCUGAAGACACCCAGCCUAUGCCUGAAGGGCAAAAUAAGAAAUGAGAAUAUGGAUGUUUUGCUGCUGCUUCAAAACAUUUCUUGCACUGUAUCUUACUAGAGAACAUGUGAAACUGCUGAAUUUUCUCCUAAAGGAAACCAGAGAAGGAGGAAUAGUGACUUUUGCCAAGUAGAGACUAUGUUUGAAGACGACGGAGCUGGACUCGAACUGAUGACACUGGAUACAGCAACUUCAGUUUGUAGUUGCAGUGACCUGUUUGCUGAAAAUUGUGAAAAAACCUGCUCCUUUCUCAUGCGUGGAUUAAAAAAAAAAUCUGUGACAGCUGAAGUGUGCAUAUCUUGGGAUUUCAAUAAAAUUCAAGACCUAAAGAUCCACUCUUUGCUUUCUCCAAGAGUGCCAGGAUUUUCAGUGAGACAGGUACCUUAUUUCGGAUUCCAUAGGAGCAAAUAGCAGGAUACUGCCUAUUAGGCCUGGAUGCGGUUGGAUUAUGCUACCUCUGCUUUGGCAACCAGCAUUAUUAUUUCAGAGAAUAACUAAAAACGAUAGAUUUUAACGGAUCACCUUCACUGAGAAUAAACAUCACGUCAAUGGAAACAGAAUGGUAGAACCUUUCCCAGAGGGAACACAGAUGGUCGUGUUCGGUAUGGGCUGUUUCUGGGGAGCUGAGAGGAAGUUUUGGAGGCAGAAGGGAGUCUACUCCACUCAAGUGGGUUAUGCAGGAGGAUAUACCCCGAAUCCUACCUACAAAGAGGUGUGCUCAGGUAAAACUGGCCACACCGAGGCUGUACGCGUAGUAUAUCAGCCAGAAAACAUCAGCUUUGAGAAACUGCUCAAGRUCUUCUGGGAGAAUCAUGACCCGACACAAGGGAUGCGGCAGGGGAACGACGUUGGCACGCAGUAUCGCUCCGCCAUCUACACCUUCUCGCAGGAGCAGAUGGAAGCUGCCUUGAGAUCCAAAGAAGAUUAUCAAAAGGUAUUGACAGAGGGCGGUUUUGGGGCCAUCACAACAGAAAUCCGGGAGGCUCCGGACUUCUACCUUGCCGAAGAUUACCAUCAGCAGUACCUCAGCAAGAACCCCAACGGCUACUGUGGGAUGGGGGGCACAGGACUUUCCUGUCCCAUCGGGAUCAAUAAAUAGCAUCCGCUCAGGCCAUUGUAUGAGGGGCUUGUUGGAAAGAAACAAAGAAGUGGACAACCCAAAGGGAUGUUAUCAUGUGCCUGCAGAAUCAGUCUGGAAAGAUUUGGGCACCCUGUAAGGCUGGUGCUUUUUAAUUUUAGUGGCUGGCAUUGCUUUGCAUUCAAAGACCCUAAAAAGCCAAAGCUGAGGCUGAAACAGCUCCUGUUUAUGAAUGCAACCUCUCCUUCUGUGCAUUUCCUUGCAAUCUUGUGAUUUGGAAAGAAAAGCAAAAUUUUUAAGUUUGUCUUGGUGUGUUGAGGUGAACUCRAAAGAGAUGGAUGAGGGGGUGCCUMAUUAGGGGGAGCCCCUGCUAACCUCCUUGCACAGCUAAUGCUUAUAGGCAUAUUUAUCAUCUUGGUUUAAUGAAUUUGCUUGUGUUGUGAGAGCUUUGGCUUUUGGAGAUAAUAGUUGAGAUCAUCUUAGCUAUCAAAACUCUGUAAUUUGAUAUCGUUAAGA
Nothoprocta perdicaria is the source of this 2155-nucleotide messenger RNA. It is a transcript of the gene MSRA, whose product is annotated as methionine sulfoxide reductase A. Gene Ontology annotation, cellular component: cytoplasm. The record is from RefSeq and is a predicted model, not a curated record. NCBI's taxonomy places the organism in Eukaryota, Metazoa, Chordata, Aves, Tinamiformes, Tinamidae. The transcript is spliced from 6 exons. Gene Ontology annotation, molecular function: peptide-methionine (S)-S-oxide reductase activity. Bases 1121 to 1660 code for a protein of 179 amino acids. Gene Ontology annotation, biological process: cellular response to oxidative stress.